Molecule: messenger RNA, 1657 nt
Organism: Nicotiana attenuata
Lineage: Eukaryota; Viridiplantae; Streptophyta; Magnoliopsida; Solanales; Solanaceae
Product: S-adenosylmethionine synthase 2
Exons: 2
Coding region: 158-1330 (390 amino acids)
Biological process (GO): S-adenosylmethionine biosynthetic process
Cellular component (GO): cytosol
Molecular function (GO): methionine adenosyltransferase activity; ATP binding
Source: RefSeq, a predicted model, not a curated record
UGGCACGCCUCUUUUUUCUCCUACAAUUCAGCUUCUAUAUAUACUUCCCCUAAAACUUCACUACUCUGCCCAUACACACAAAUAAGCAUCUCUCUUUUCUCUCAUUUUUUCUUCAAUCUUUCCGCAGAUCUAUAGUUUUUUUCAUUUUAAGCUAGACAUGGAGACUUUCUUGUUCACCUCAGAAUCAGUUAACGAAGGGCAUCCCGACAAGCUUUGCGACCAGGUCUCAGAUGCCAUUCUUGACGCUUGCCUAGAACAAGAUCCUGAGAGCAAGGUUGCAUGUGAAACCUGCACAAAGACAAACAUGGUCAUGGUCUUUGGAGAGAUUACAACCAAAGCCAAGGUGGACUAUGAAAAGAUAGUACGCGACACUUGCAGAGGCAUCGGGUUCACCUCAGCUGAUGUUGGCCUUGAUGCUGACCACUGCAAAGUCCUUGUCAACAUUGAGCAGCAGAGCCCUGACAUUGCCCAAGGAGUCCAUGGUCAUCUUACCAAGAAACCAGAAGAAAUCGGAGCUGGUGACCAAGGUCACAUGUUUGGCUAUGCCACAGAUGAAACUCCUGAACUAAUGCCCCUUACUCAUGUUUUGGCUACUCAGCUUGGUGCCAAGCUUACUGAAGUGAGGAAGAACAAGACUUGCCCAUGGCUCAGACCGGAUGGCAAGACACAAGUUACAGUUGAGUACAAGAAUGACAAUGGUGCCAUGGUUCCUAUUAGAGUUCACACCGUUCUCAUCUCAACUCAACAUGAUGAAGGUGUCACAAAUGAGCAGAUUGCCCAGGACUUGAAAGAGCAUGUGAUCAAGCCCGUGAUCCCAGCGAAGUACCUUGAUGAGAACACCAUCUUCCACCUCAACCCAUCAGGUCGCUUUGUGAUUGGUGGUCCACAUGGAGAUGCUGGACUCACUGGAAGGAAAAUUAUCAUUGACACCUAUGGAGGUUGGGGUGCUCAUGGUGGAGGUGCCUUCUCAGGGAAAGAUCCUACCAAGGUGGACAGAAGUGGUGCUUAUAUUGUGAGACAAGCAGCAAAGAGUGUGGUUGCAGCAGGACUUGCUCGCCGCUGCAUUGUCCAGGUUUCUUAUGCAAUUGGUGUUGCAGAACCACUCUCCGUGUUUGUUGACACUUACAAAACCGGAACCAUUCCAGACAAGGAUAUUUUGGCUCUGAUCAAGGAGAACUUUGACUUCAGGCCUGGAAUGAUGGCAAUUAACCUUGACUUACUCAGAGGAGGUAACUUCAGGUACCAGAAGACUGCUGCUUAUGGUCACUUUGGCCGUGAUGACCCUGAUUUCACCUGGGAGACUGUCAAGGCCCUCAAGCCUAAAGCUUGAGAGAGUUCCUCACUCACAACAUAAACUACCAACUUUCUUGUGCCUAUUAUUCUUGUUGCGGACCAAUAAACAAGCUACAUUGAGUAUAUUGAUACCCUAUUCUUACGGUUAAGGCCCUAUUGAGUGGAGGGAGACCGAGGAAGUGUCUUCAUAAUUUCGAGGAUUCUAAGAGCUCCGAUAGUUGAUCCUGUUGAUUUAUUUUCUUGUUUUUGCAGUACUUAAUUUCAAAGUGACCUCCGAAAUUUAUUUCUGAUGUACCCGGAUACAAACGAGUUCUUUUGUCAUUGUGUUCAUUUAUCUAAUGAGAAAUGCCGUAUGUUGAACUAU